AUGUUUUGUCGUUUGAUUGUUCUUUCAGGGAAAGACCAUUACUUCUCUCAAGGAAACAUAAUUUUUCGGAGCCUCGAUCCCGUUUCCGAAUUGCCCGAAAGAAGAAUCCCAGACACUCCUGAUAAGAAGCAAGGAAAUCAGGAAAAGGGAAGUACCUUAUGGAACACUAGUAGUCCGAGCCCAAACUGCUACUACAACCCCAACAAUGACCAAUUAUGCGCCAGAUGUGGGAAAGACCAAGAGAAAAGGCAACGUGAUAAUCACAGGAGCUUCAUCAGGGCUAGGGCUAGCCACAGCCAUGGCACUAGGGCAAACAAGGGAAUGGCAUGUGAUCAUGGCUUGCAUAAACUUUCUCAAGGCGGAGAGGCAGCCAAAUCAUCCGGCAUUCCGAAGCAGAACUACACAGUAUUGCACCUCGACCUUGCCUCACUUGACAGUGUCAAACAAUUUGCUGAGAAUGUUCGGCGUUUGGAGAAGCCUAAUGAUGUUCUGGUCUGCAAUGUUGUUGUCUAUCUGCCCACUAACAAGGAACCAACUUACACAGCUGAUAGGUUUGAGCUCAGUGUCGGGACUAAUCACCUUGGCCACUUUCUUCUCGCCAGGCUCCUUCUCGAUGACAUGAAGCAAUCAGAUUACCCUUCCAAAUGCCUUAUCAUUGUCGACUCCAUAACAGGAAACACAAACACAUUGGCUAGAAACGUGCCACCCAAGGCUAACCUGGGGGAUUUAAGAGGGCUUGUUGGUGGCUUGAAUAGGGUGAACACUUCCUCAAUGAUCAACCGGGGAGAGUUUGACGGUGCCAAGGUGUACAAAGAUAGCAAAGUCUGCAACAUGCUCACGAUGCAAGAAUUCCACAGGCGCUAUCAUGAAGAGACAGGAGUUACCUUUUCUUCGCUCUACCCUGGUUGCAUUGCAGAAACGGGUUUGUUAAGGGAGCAUGUUCCUUUGUUCAGACUUCUAUUCCCACCUUUCCAGAAGUACAUUACUAAAGGCUAUGUUUCUGAGGAAGAAGCUGGUAAGAGACUCGCACAGGUUGUGAGCGAACCGUACCUUACAAAAUCGGGUGUAUAUUGGAGCUGA
Messenger RNA from Linum tenue, 1080 nucleotides. NCBI's taxonomy places the organism in Eukaryota, Viridiplantae, Streptophyta, Magnoliopsida, Malpighiales, Linaceae. The record is from the annotation of a GenBank genome assembly.